AAACCAGCCACUACUUGAACAGUCGGCUUCAUCGCUGAACGGAUAUUCUCUCUUUGUAACCCGUCACUUUUUACACCCGCUGCUUCUGUGCCGACGGUUUACCGAGCCGUGUCUCUUCACCCCCCGCCCGUGAGCCCUCCGCCGGGGACUGAGCCGUGCUCUCGGUCGGGAUCAUUCACAGUGGAGCGGAUGAGCGCUUCCGCUUUGGCUGCAGCAGUGUUGUCACAGCGGGAGGAUGAACAACCAGAAAUGUAGCACCUUAUUUCAGAAACCAAGAGGACGGACGAGGAUUAUACAAUGUAUCUACGUGGUGGGCUUCAUGGACUUGUUUGGGGUGAGCAUGAUCAUCCCGCUGCUGAGCCACCACGUGAAAGCUCUCGGAGCAAGUCCCACUGUGGCUGGUAUUGUAGGAUCGACAUACGGGAUCUUACAGCUCUUCUCAAGCACAAUAGUUGGCAGCUGGAGUGAUGUGGUGGGACGGCGGUACUCUCUGCUGACCUGUCUGCUGCUAAGCGCUCUGGGCUACGGCCUGCUCGGAAUGUCCACCAGCAUUGCUUUGUUCGUACUCGCACGGAUACCUGUGGGGCUGUUCAAGCACUCCCUGUCCAUCUGCAGAGCCCUGCUGUCUGACCUGGUGUCUGAGUCAGAGCGCCCUCUGGUGAUGGGACACUUCAAUGCAGCCUCCAGUGUUGGCUUCAUCCUGGGUCCUGUGGUGGGUGGCUACCUCACGGAGCACGAGGGCGGCUUUUACACCUCCUCCUUCACCUGUGCAGUCAUCUUCCUCACUAAUGCAGGGCUUGUGUGGAUGCUGCCAUGGAGCGAGACGCUUAUUCAGCGCAAUGACACUAACUCUAGCAACGAUGUAAGUAAAGGUUGUCAUGACAACAACUGUAGUAAGUCGGUUCAAAAUGGCUCUUAUGCCAACAGUCACCACCCAGUGUUGGCAGCAGAGACUGAGCCAGGCUCCAGAGCUCCACAGAAGCACCGAGGUGGAUUCAGGUGGAGGGAGGUGUCUCUGCUCCAGCCUGCUUGGAGACAGCUGUCCUCAGUGGGCUCCAAAAUCCACAUGGUGGCCUCCUCUGACAUGUGGGACCUCUUCCUGGUGCGGCUUCUGAUGGCGAUUGCUAUCAUGCUCUACUACAGUAACUUCUCUCUGGCCAUGGAGGAGCGAUUCUCACUCAAACCAAAGGUGACGGGGUAUCUGAUCAGCUACAGCAGCACCCUAGGGGCCCUGGCUGGGUUCCUGGUGGGUCCCGUCACCAAGCUCUAUGGGAACAACAUGCCCGCUCUGCUGCUCCACUCCACAGUUCUCACCUGUACACUCAUCUUCCUGUACGCUGCAGCGCCCAGUGUGUCGCAGGUGCUGCUUACCUCCACCUUCUUUGCCAUUUCCACCACUAUUGGACGGACAUGUAUCACAGACCUGGAGCUGCAGAGAGGAGGGGUCCAGGCCAGCGGGACUCUGAUCGGAGCUGGGCAGUCGGUUACGGCCGUCGGUCGAGUUCUGGCCCCUCUCCUGUCUGGUCUGGCCCAGGAGUUCAGCCCUUGUGGCCCCCCCAGUCUGGGAGUGGUGCUCGCUCUCGCAGCUGUAGGUUUACUGCUCAUCAGGAUCCCCAAAUGGAAUGGGAGAGGGACAACGAAAAAAGCCAAACUCUGAGUAACUGAGUUUAAAAUCAAUGCAAAUACACCACGCAGAGAAGUGCUCUUAUUUGUAGGAGGCCAGCUGUGAGGAUGAACAGCAGACUCAGUGGGAAUGUUGUUUCCUGCUCAAAUGCCUCUGACAAACUGACGACUUCACAGGGUCACAACGGCUCGUCACAACCAGCACUGCAGUCCCUCUCUCAGGAGGAGCAGUUUCAAAAGUCAAACACAGUGCUGAGAUGAAGUUAGGGCUUCCCUCUGUGCAGAAACAUAAGGGCCUUGUGUCGGCACAUACUGCUCGGGACAGCUUGGAAACAAUGCACACUUUUAUUUUUAAUGUUCUCUAACCACUACAUUGUCAAAAGUCCCUGAGGUUACUGUCAACUAGUGACGGGCAAAGCAGUUCUUCUCAGUGUAGUGACUCACUAGGAUCUGUCCAUCAAAUAGAUUUCUUCACUAAAUCGGUCAGAGCUUGACUGGAGCUCUAACCGCCCGUAGUCCCACUUGCUGAACUGAAACACCUGCUGAAUGUUCAGUCCAGUUCAACGACUAGUGAACUGAGAACUGAAAGCCAAAGUCGUACCCUAUCAUGUAUAGCCAAGUGGCAACACUGGGGCUGAAACAUGGGGCAAACUCAGCAUGCCAAAAACUGCAGUUCCUCUAAUGACCACUAGAGGAUGGCUCCAGAAGCGAGUCAAUUCCUAUAGACCCC
Epinephelus lanceolatus (giant grouper) is the source of this 2353-nucleotide messenger RNA. RefSeq names its product solute carrier family 67 member 2 (gene slc67a2). NCBI's taxonomy places the organism in Eukaryota, Metazoa, Chordata, Actinopteri, Perciformes, Serranidae. The record is from RefSeq and is a predicted model, not a curated record. Gene Ontology annotation, molecular function: transmembrane transporter activity. Gene Ontology annotation, biological process: transmembrane transport.